Molecule: messenger RNA, 834 nt
Organism: Cornus florida
Lineage: Eukaryota; Viridiplantae; Streptophyta; Magnoliopsida; Cornales; Cornaceae
Product: ethylene-response factor C3-like
Exons: 1
Coding region: 1-834 (277 amino acids)
Biological process (GO): ethylene-activated signaling pathway; regulation of DNA-templated transcription
Molecular function (GO): DNA-binding transcription factor activity; DNA binding
Source: RefSeq, a predicted model, not a curated record
AUGGCUGUAGAGAAGGAGCACCAUGCAGGAUCGGAAGCGAUAUUAGAGAAGGUGUGGGUGAAUUUCAUUGCCAAAACUGAAACAGACGGCGAGACCCAAAAGGCGUCUGAAGUGUCCAAUCCAUGGGAAGAACUGCCUAGUCUUGAUGGUAGAGACGGGUCGAUGGAGGUUCUACAAAGGCUACCAAGUCUUGGGAGAUGGAUAUCAAUGGGAGCCGAUACGUGGGAGGAACUUCUGAAUGGAAUAGUUCCUCCAAGCAACAUGGAAAACUCAUGUAGCCUAGACUCAAGUAGCAGCAGAACAAACUUGGGUUUGAAGCCAAAUUCCGUUAGAGUUGAACAGAAGGUGAUCGCUAAACACUAUAGGGGAGUUCGGAGGCGGCCUUGGGGCAAGUACGCCGCAGAGAUAAGGGAUUCAUCGCGAAAAGGGGCUCGAGUUUGGCUAGGGACUUUUGAGACAGCUGAAGAAGCUGCCUUGGCUUAUGACAAGGCUGCAUUGAGAAUUAGGGGUUCCAAGGCACAUCUCAACUUCCCACUUGAGACCGUUGCGAACGCCACGGGAUUCACUUGUGCAAAAAAUAAUUUGGAAUGUUCACCAUCAACAUUUCAAGGGAAUAACUCUGCUUACCCAUUUGUUGGGUGUGGUGAGGUGAUUCCUCAUCCUCGGAAAAGGGUUUCAAGGGAGUGGGAAGAGGAGGAGUUGUUUGUGUCUGGACAACCAGCAUUGAAGAGAAAGGCAAGCAUGGAAGAGACAUUUGGGAAUGAUCACUUUGAUGUGUUGGAGUUUCAGGAUCUUGGAAGUGAUUACUUGGAGAGUUUGCUGUCCUGUUUGUGA